Pelobates fuscus (common spadefoot toad) is the source of this 5166-nucleotide messenger RNA. It is a transcript of the gene LRRC9, whose product is annotated as leucine rich repeat containing 9. The record is from RefSeq and is a predicted model, not a curated record. The transcript has 33 exons. Lineage: Eukaryota; Metazoa; Chordata; Amphibia; Anura; Pelobatidae. The coding region runs from base 105 to 4619 and encodes 1504 amino acids. Gene Ontology annotation, molecular function: protein binding.
ACAGACAAACCAAUAGAUAUCUGUCUAUGUGAUGUAAUCGGUAUAAUAUUUAUUAUUGACACAGGGAUGAUCAUAGCAUCUAUUUUAAGCCCUAAUCCUUGAAAAUGAGUGCAAGUGAAAAUCUUAAUUCCGAAGAAAUCAUCAGAGAGCUGUGUACAUGCAAUGGUUUAAUUCCAGAGAAUAUCGAACAAGAUGGGCCGGGAACAACAACCCUUGAGAUGUUUUUCUCUGGUUAUCCGAAAAUGGUGGGACUUUCUUAUUUCCCAAAUCUGAUCCACCUUAUUUUAGUUGGUCAAAAUAUACAAGCCAUUGAGGGCUUAGAGUCAUGUCCGUUACUUCAAGAGCUAUGGAUAGCCGAAUGUAACUUAACGACAAUUGAAGGACUUCAUCACUGCACGCAUUUGAAAAAGGUUUUUCUUUAUCAUAACAAUAUUUCAAACAUUGAAGGCUUGGAAACACUUCAAAAGCUGGAGGUUUUAUGGUUGAACGAGAAUGAAAUUAAAGUGAUAAAGGGAAUGGAUCAGUUGCACAAUUUGAAAGAGCUUAAUCUUGCUGGGAAUUUGAUACAUUCAAUCGGUGAGUGCUUGGAUCUCAAUGUACAACUUGAGAGGUUAAAUCUGUCUGGCAAUAAAAUCUCAUCUUUCCAGGAAAUAACCAAUUUGGCAAGACUGGCAAACUUAAAGGAUUUGAGCCUAAAGGAUCCCCAAUUUAGACCCAAUCCUGUCUGUCUCUUAUGUAAUUAUGCCACCCAUGUCUUAUAUCAUAUACCGCAGCUACAGAGACUUGAUACAUAUGAUGUGUCUGACAAACAGAUAAAGGACUUGGCUGAUUCCACAGUACUGAAAAAAAUGAUGUACUACAACAUGCGUGUUAAGGCCAUCCAAAGACAACAAGAGGAAGAGAUUGAAAAAGUUAAUCAAAUCAAAUACGCAGUGAAACGUUUACCAGAAGAACAAAUGAAAGAACUUCAAUUCAUGGUGAAAAAUCUAGAAAACGAACUUCACUACCAGCAGUUAUCCGGUAAUAUUCCGAGGAGAGCUCCUGUCUCACACGGCAGCUGUAAAAGUCAAGACGACAUUGAAGAGUCCGUUCGCAUGUCUCGGGAGGAAAGUGCGAGGAAUGAUUCAAAUCUGAAGGAACAGAUGUGCAAAAAAAUAGAUUCCCUAAAGGGAAGGAUUCUAUUCUGGACAGAGCGCCUCCAACAGAUAGACCGUUUCUAUGAGAACGAAGUUCUGAAGACAAAAGAGAGUUUUGAUCUUUUGGUCCAGUUCCUUCAGACAGAGCUUGAGACCGUAGGGAAUGUGCGCUUUGAAGAAGGUUCUCCAUCAGAUGCCUGGUUUAAAUCUUGCUCUGAUUUGAUCUUAUCACGAUUUUGUGAAAGGGACUUUAAAGCUUUUGGUAUCUCCCGCUUGAAAAUAAACCGGAUAGUUCGAGUGCACAAUCGGAUUCUUAGGAAACAAUUUGAGGAUAAAUUGCAGUAUUUGUUGGAUCUUGAACAAACCGGAUUCUCCAAGAACUACAGAAAGAUGAUGGACUAUCUUUUUAAAGUAUUUUACCCCAAAUCCCCUGUAAACAAGAAGGAUCUGUUAAAAUGUCUUCGGGACGGUUUCAGAACCACCAAACAAUCAAAGAUGUAUGAACAGAAACAAGACGAGCCUGUUCUGCUUUCCAACAGUAUGGGUUUUUGUGAAGGCUCCAGAUUAGAGUUUUUACGAAAGCAGGCAGUGACCAAGGAAUCCAGAUAUUACGAUCCAGAGCUCUUUAAAUAUGGUAGAGUUGUCAUCUCCAAAGUUUUCAUUGCAAACAGUGUUCAGGCAUGUCCAAAUCUUCCAAUUAUACCUGAGAAUUAUGAAACGGCAAAUUCUGUCUUUAAACCACAAAACUAUGAGAACAGUGAUUUAUAUUCUCCGGGUGAUGGAAUCUGCUUCUCAAAAGAACACAGAAAUUGUGAGUGCCGUCUACGACAGUGCGAAUGGUUUGUGUUUGAUCCUGAACUAGUUCUGCCAGAAUACGUCAUUGAGUUUGAAUAUGUCCCUAUGGAACAUUCAUCCUUAUUUCCAAAAGCAAACAGUUUUGAAACUGAAGAUUUAUCACAUGAACUACAGAUUGAUGAGACCAUUAUUAAAAUGGAGCCAGUCUCUAAGCCGAAACCAAAAAUCGUCAGCCUGGAUGAAACCACUAUUCUAUCAGUAGCUAAAGCCAAUAUUUACAGCCAGAUAACAGUUCUGAAUUUACAUGGCAACAGUCUGAGCAAAUUAAAGGAAAUCGCAAAACUUAAUGGCCUUCGAAAGCUCGUUAUAAGUUUUAAUGAAUUUUCUACCUUGGAAGAUAUUUCCUACCUGCCUUCCUUGGAAUAUUUGGAUGCCAGCCAUAAUCGAGUGCUCACACUGGAAGGAUUAAGAGCUUUGGAAAAGCUGAAAUACUUAGACUUGAGUUGGAACCAGUUAACAAAGACCAAAGAAGAAAUAAGUACUUUGUGUAAGCAAGCAACGCAGCUUCAGUCCUUGAAUAUACAAUGUAACCCAUGGCUCAAGCCAUCUUUAGUGAACAAGAUUGCGAUUGGGCAAUUAAAGUCACUGACUCAUUUGAAUGGACUCCUGAUUACCGAAGAUGACAUUACUGAAGCUGAGCUGUUUUUCUCUGGAACAAGGAUCUCUCUGAUGUCACUGAUGACGAACUGUAGAACUGAUGAUUUACGACCCCGUUGCCUUAGUAUAAUGCCUUCUGCUCAAAUCCUCUCUCGAAUCAGCCCAAACUGCAUUUUACCAGGUGAAGUCAAUGCCAACUGCUAUAGCAUGAUUACAUCAGUGAAUUUUGAUGGCCAGAAUAUCUUCAGAAUAACAAAUUUAGAAAAGUUAGAAAAUUUGCGAUGGGCAUCUUUCAGCAACAAUUUUCUGACAAAAAUUGAAGGACUUGAACGCUGUGUAAAGUUAGAAGAACUCUCUCUGGAUGGAAACUGCAUCGUGAAUCUGGAAGGACUGUCAAAAUUGACUGAACUAAGACAUCUUAGCAUCAAUAACAAUCAGCUGGCAAGCUUUGAUGGCGAUAUUGAUAAACUGAAUCAUCUUCACUUCCUCUCUGCUGAAUACAAUAACAUCACCUCUCUGGCUGGUUUGCAAAAAGCCACUACAUUAUUCGAACUCUACUUAAGCUAUAAUAAAAUUGAUAACAAUCAGGAAAUCUACUAUGUAAAGGGCUUGACCAAUUUAGUCAUCUUGGAUUUGUUGGGGAAUCCAAUUUCAUUGAAAAAUGACUACAGAUUGUUUGUUAUUUUCCAUCAUCCAACACUGAAAGCUCUGGAUGGAAGGGCCGUGGAAUCGACAGAGAGUGAAAAUGCUAAGGAUGUGUUCGGAGGCAGACUUUCAUCAGAUAUGAUUGCUGAGAAGAUUGGUCAUCAGAACUUCCUUGAACUUACAGAAUUAAAUUGGAGAACAUCAUCUAUCAGAUCUGUGUCACUUGUUCCAGCAGAGCAGUUUACAAAUAUUCAUACAGUCAAUUUAGAGAAUAAUAAACUUGAAUCGUUCAGUGGAUUAAUUUUUCUUUCAAAUAUAAAGAUCCUGUACCUUAACUAUAACCACAUUGAAUCAAUACUGCCAAGACAGAAAUCUCAAUAUUUAACAAACCGGCAGAUCCUUCACCAAACUGUCAAUUCUAGUGGAUAUGGGAAGCAAGGAACAUCAAGGGGAAACAAGGAUCCUUUGUUCAGCGAACCUCUGACACCAAUAAUGCAAAGUUUAGAAGUGCUUCAUCUGGGCUACAACGGGAUCAGCAACUUGCCACAACUACAGCUAAACCGGUUAACCCAUCUGAAAUCGCUAUAUUUACAGGGAAAUGAAAUCAGCCAAGUGGAAGGACUCGAAAGUCUAGAGUUUCUGCAGGAGCUUGUACUGGACCAUAACCGUAUUAAACGCGUUACCGAAACUUCAUUUGCUAAGCAGCACUCUCUAGUCUUUCUCCAUCUAGAGGAAAACCGAAUCAGAGAACUGAAUUUACCUCCUCUCAUGAAGCUAAAGAAACUAUUACUGGGAUUCAAUAAAAUACAGGAAAUAUCAGAUGUGGAAAAACUUGAAGCCCUCCCUGCUCUGUUAGAACUGUCCAUUUCUGGAAAUCCGGUUUCCAGUAAAACGUUUCACCGUCCGCUUCUUGUGCUUCGGUUGCAAAAUCUGCAAAUAUUAGAUGGAAUUGCAGUGACCGCAGAGGAGAGAGCAAGGGCAGAGAUGCAUUUCCUGGAACAACAAGCGUUAUCACUUCCAAAUUCUGGUGUGGAUGUAGUGUAUCCUGUCCCAUCAUUCAUCAUGAUCGGACCUCCACCUUUACGAGUUAAUCACUUUUCUGGAGCUGACAUUCAUUUAAGUAAUGCACAUGAAGAAAGUCUUGGAAAUGAGGCAAAUAGGUAUAAAAAAUCCAAACACCAUGCUACAGGUGUUCUAAAUAAUCCUCGUACCCUCUAUACAGAGUUUAAACAACUCCGAGGUGGAAUAAAUAUCUCUCCAUGCUAUCUGCCGCAGCAGAAUGGGCAAAACAGAGUCUUGCACCCAUACCAGAACAAUCAGGAACAUGAAGUAAGGGAAAUGGGAGCCUAUGGAAAAAUGGAAAAUAAGAGCAGAGGAAACAAAUGAAGAAUGAACUAGUAAUAUUUUUUUAUCAGCAAUGAUUUACUCACCAACACAAGAUUUACCACAGAUCGAACAUUACCGGUUAAGUUAUUGAAUGUCCAAUAUAAAUAUAUAUAAAUCAUUUGUGUAAUAUGUGUAAUUCUUAAAGGAAUGUAAAUAUUUAUUGAAAGGAUAAAAUAAGUGAAUAUUUUAAUUAUUUUUUAUGAAGGAAAAUGCAUUGAUCCAUACUAAAUAACAAUCACAUUGAUAUGAACAUGUAUUACUGUCUCUGAAAAGAUAUGAAAGCCCCAAAAUACUAAACAUGGAGGUUAAAAUUUCCUUGGAGAAACAAUUGUGGCUAGUACGAGGACAAAAGAUAGCACGGGUCUGUUCCGUCAUGUUGUUUCGUCUUUCCCUGCCCGCCAUGUUGUUUAUGUGUUUGUUAAACCUCUUGCUGGUGCCAGGAUCCUUGGAUUUACUUGUCUGGAGAUGGACCCUCGGUGCCAUGGUGGGAUUAGAACACACCAGCCUCUGGACUGUUAGUCAGGUUCUAUAGAGGAAGCAAGCGGCA